Messenger RNA from Chenopodium quinoa (quinoa), 3390 nucleotides. Its product is annotated as mannosylglycoprotein endo-beta-mannosidase-like. The record is from RefSeq and is a predicted model, not a curated record. Lineage: Eukaryota; Viridiplantae; Streptophyta; Magnoliopsida; Caryophyllales; Amaranthaceae. Gene Ontology annotation, molecular function: hydrolase activity, hydrolyzing O-glycosyl compounds. The transcript is spliced from 12 exons. Gene Ontology annotation, biological process: carbohydrate metabolic process. Bases 182 to 3097 code for a protein of 971 amino acids.
CCGUUAAAAUCAAGUUAACUGUAAUCAAACGGCGAUUUUGCCACCUUAUUUUUACCUCUCUUUCACAAAAUCACAGCUCUCUCCUCUUUCUCUCUCCAAUUAUUCUGAAAUCCCUAAUUUUUUUUCAUUUCCAGCAUUCUUCCGUUCACUUGUUCUUGAGCAAAAUUCAAUUGUCGAAAAUAUGGUUGAAAUUGGGAAAACAUUGCUUAAUUCGGGAUGGUUAGCUGCAAGAUCCACUGAGGUUGACCUCACCGGAGUACAACUCACCACUACUCACCCACCUUCCGGUCCUUCUUCACCUUGGAUGACCGCCGUCGUCCCUGGAACGGUAUUGACGACCCUGGUAGAGAAUCAGUUGCUGCCUGAUCCAUUCUAUGGUUUGGAAAACAAUUCAAUUAUUGACAUUGCUGAUUCUGGGAGGGAGCAUUAUACAUUCUGGUUUUUCACAAAAUUUCCGUGUAAGCUGGCUGUGAACCAGCAUGUGGAAUUGAACUUUCGUGCCAUAAAUUACUCUGCAGAGGUAUACUUAAAUGGAUACAAAAGAGUUCUUGGAAAGGGGAUGUUCUGUAGGCAUUCCCUUGAUGUCACCGAUAUAUUGUCUCCUGAUGGUCAAAACCUUUUAGCUGUUAUUGUUCACCCUCCGGAUCAUCCCGGGAAGAUUCCGUCUACAGGUGGUCAAGGUGGUGAUCACGAGAUUGGAAAAGAUGUUGCAGCCCAGUAUGUGGAGGGUUGGGAUUGGAUGACUCCUAUCAGGGACCGAAACACUGGCAUUUGGGAUGAGGUUUCACUUUCCACCACUGGGCCAGUUAAAAUCAUGGAUCCCCAUUUGGUAUCCUCAUUCUUUGAUGACUAUAAGAGGGUGUACUUGCAUACCACUGUAGAGCUGGAAAAUAGAAGUGGCUGGGUUGCAGAAUGUUCUUUAAGCAUCCAAGUGGAAACUGAAGUUGAGGAUAAUAUUUGCCUGGUGGAGCAUCUUCAAACUCAACAUCUGUCAAUUCCUCCAGGAGCACGAGUGCAGCAUACAUUUCCUGAGAUUUUCUUCUACAAACCAAAUCUCUGGUGGCCAAAUGGUAUGGGCAAACAAUCAUUAUAUAAUGUCACUAUUGCUGUGGAUGUCAAAGGUUUUGGAGAAUCUGAUAUGUGGCACCAUUUAUUUGGAUUUCGCAAAAUCGAGAGCUAUGUUGAUAGUGCUACUGGUGGGAGGUUGUUUAAGGUUAAUGGAGAACCUGUUUUUAUCCGUGGUGGUAAUUGGAUUUUGUCAGAUGGUUUAUUGCGGCUUUCCAAGAAGCGAUAUCAAACAGAUAUAAAGUUCCAUGCUGAUAUGAACUUUAACAUGAUGCGUUGCUGGGGAGGGGGACUGGCUGAGAGACCGGAAUUUUAUCAUUUUUGUGAUGUUUAUGGUUUGUUGGUGUGGCAGGAGUUCUGGAUUACUGGAGAUGUUGAUGGACGAGGAGAUCCUAUAUCUAAUCCAAAUGGUCCCUUGGACCAUGAUCUUUUUUUGCUUUGUGCUAGAGACACAGUGAAGCUCCUUAGGAAUCAUGCCAGUCUUGCAUUGUGGGUUGGUGGAAAUGAACAAGUCCCACCAGAUGACAUUAAUGCUGCUCUUAAACAUGACCUUAGUCUCCAUCCAGACUUUGAGCACGUCAAUGGAACUUUGAUGCGAAAAAAAAUCGCGGUGUCUGAUACUGAUCCUAGUCAAUAUUUGGAUGGUACUAGAGUUUAUGUUCAAGGGUCGAUGUGGGAUGGGUUUGCUGAUGGUCAAGGAAACUUUACAGAUGGUCCUUAUGAAAUUCAGAAUCCUGAAGACUUCUUUAAGGACAACUAUUACAAUUAUGGUUUUAAUCCUGAGGUUGGGUCUGUUGGAAUGCCAGUGGCAGCUACUAUUAGGGCGACUAUGCCAAAAGAAGGUUGGCAGAUCCCAUUAUUUAAAAAACUUGACAGUGGUUAUGUAGAAGAGGUUCCAAACCAAAUCUGGGAGUACCAUAAAUACAUACCUUAUUCUAAACCAGGGUUAGUUCAUGAUCAGAUCCUAAAAUAUGGUACUCCAAAUGAUCUGGAUGAUUUUUGCUUGAAGGCUCAACUUGUUAACUAUGUACAAUAUAGAGCUCUACUUGAGGGAUGGACUUCCCAUAUGUGGAGUAAAUUUACAGGUGUCCUAAUAUGGAAAACCCAAAAUCCAUGGACAGGUCUGAGGGGUCAGUUUUAUGAUCACCUUCUUAACCAAACAGGUGGUUUCUACGGAUGCCGUUCUGCUGCUGAACCUGUCCAUGUCCAGCUAAAUCUUGCAACCUAUUGUAUAGAGGUAGUUAAUACAACAUCAGAUGAGCUAUCUGAUAUAGCUGUAGAAGCCUCAGUAUGGGAUCUGGAAGGAACAUGCCCAUACUACAAUGUACAUGAGAGUCUCACAGUACCUCCUAAAAAGACAUUGACUAUCACAGAGAUGAAGUAUCCAGAAUCACAAAAUCCAAAGCCAGUAUACUUCCUUCUCCUCAAGCUAUAUCACAUGUCAGAUCAUGGUAUUCUAUCAAGGAAUUUCUACUGGUUGCAUCUACCUGGUGGUGACUACAAGUUGCUUGAACCAUAUAGAACGAAAAAUAUUCCUCUGAAGAUAACAUCAAAAGUUUCCAGUCAAGAUAACAGUUAUGAAGUACUGAUGAAAGUCGAGAACACCUCAAAAAUGCCAAAUCGUGAGAAUCAGCUGAAUAAGAACAUUUUCUGCCUUAAAGUCGGCGAUGACAGUGAUGAUGCCUUGCAUAAAUUCUCGCAUGAUACUACUGAAAACAAACUGCAAGCUAGUUUUUUCCAGAAGAUUAACAGUUGUUUUCUCUGGGAAAGUAACAGGUCGAGGGUUGUUGAAAUCAAUGGAGCUGAUGCAGGGGUUGCUUUCUUCUUGCAUUUUUCAGUUCAUUCUUCAGAAAAAGAGAGCAAGGGCACAGAAGACACGAGGAUACUUCCUGUGCAUUAUUCUGACAACUAUUUUUCUUUGGUACCUGGUGAGAUCAUGUCAAUAAAGAUGACAUUUGAGGCUCCUCCAGGAGUAACUCCACGAAUUAAACUUAAUGGUUGGAAUUACUAUGACGGCCUUACUGUUUUGUAAUUGUCCAUGGAGGUAACUAGUUCUCAGAAGUGGUUAUUGCUGGUGCAAGGUUCUCUGUGAGGUCUAUCUCGACUGAAAGAUGUGUAGCAGUGUGUUUGAGUGGGGUGUCUGUAUUAUUGUCUGUAUUAAUUUAUAAAUAAUCUGCUAGUAUAGUAAGUAGAAAAACUUAAAAUCAUUUCUAGUAGAACUGCUUUCUAAACCUCAGUUGCAUUCUAUGAUGUCCGUCAGAACUGUAAUUAGUGAACUGUUUUUUACCUUAAAAUAAUGAAAAACAUCAAAGUUGUCAUUGUGAA